UAUAUCGGAGCGUGUGCUCGCGGUAAAUUUGUCGUGUAUCGUGUAUCCGCGACUGGCGGGUGACGAUUAGACGCGUUCAUGAGCGUUCAUUACGACAAGAUGCGUCUUCUUCUGGAGUUGUAUUUUCAAUUAUGCAACGAGAUACCUCCAUUUUGACGGGAUAUGUAAUAUGUGACGUUAUUUGUAAUAGGGUAGCACGCGUAUUCACGGGAAAUGCUGUAGAUGCGAUCCUUGUGAUAGAUAAACAACAUACAUGCCGACGCCGGUGAUCGCGCGUUAAUCGGAACGUUUAACGAAACGUCAUGGAGAAUAACAAGCAGCAAUCAACAUUGUCGAAUGGCUCGACGAAAGUGAGCAGCGCGUCCGACGAUGGCAAAAACGACUUACAAAUGGUACUGGCGAAAAUGAUGGAGGAGAAGCAUACCUAUACGUAUAAGAAACUGGUAGUGCCGCCAUCGAUGAGAAGCAUUUACUGGAAAUUCUUCGGCUUUCCAGCCACGGAUGACGGCGACAUUCUCACCAAGGUAAAAAUCGUCUGUAUACUGUGCAAGACGCAGAUCGCCUAUAAUCGUAACACCAGCAAUCUCCGUAUGCAUCUGCAAAAUAAGCAUGCCCAGGAACUACUGGAACUGGAAUCAUCGAAUCCUCCAUCCAGGCAAAUUAUAUCCCAGGAGAACAAGGAGCGCAAAGCUCAAAAGAGACUGUUGAAAGCAGGCUUGAGCCCGACGAAAUAUAUUUAUACCACUAAUGCAGAUGGUACUGUCCAAAUAGACGGUGAUAUACAAUUCGUUACAGAUCCUAACAUAAGUCUGUCGAAUAUGGAGGAUGACAUUACCAUUGGUCAACCACUGAGAGUAAUGAUCAAGAGUGGAUCUGGUAUUAAUGGCAGCAGUCAAAAUGUGGCAUUUCUCAUGUCGGAGGAAAAUGUGACAAAUCAAUCGGUAGAUGUAAAAACUGUAUCAGAUGCUAUAGCGGAAUUUAUCGUAAUGGAUCUGCAAUUGCCAGAUAUUGUAGAAGGUCGCGGAUUUCAAAGAUUGGUAGCCACUUUGCGCUCGCCUUGCGAGAUUCCUAGUAAAAACAAACUAGAGGAGGAAAUAAUACCAAGAAUAUAUGAUACUUUUCGAGAAUCAGUGGCUGCUUCAUUAUCCUGCAUUGCUUCAGAGCUAGCAUUGACAAUAGAAGAAUGGAAAUCAAACAACGAUGAGCAUUUUGUUACCGUAUCAAUUUAUUAUCAAAAUGCUGGAGAGGUUACUUUGGAGUGUAAAGUUUUAAGCACUCUUCAUGCACCAUUAGAUUGGGAGGAAUCCCAUUGGGGUAGUACUAUUGAUUCUUUAUUACUCGAGUGGGAUCUCAAAGUGGAGAAAAUAACAGCAGUGGUUGUCAGUACUUCUAGAACAGAAUUACUUAUGGCAUUAAGUAACCGUGGCUUGACUUUAGUGCCAUGCUUGCUUCACACUUUACAGGUGUGUGCGCAAGCUUGUUUUGAGAAUCCUGAAGUAGCUCACAUACUAUCAAAAUGCAGAUCAGUCAUUGGAGCUAUCAUAAGUCAUCCAGCUGCGUCUGCAACAUUAAUUAUGCAAGAGCAAUUAUUAGAGUUGGAAGAAAAUGCUAUGUUGUUAGAUUAUCCAGUUGUAUGGAUAUCAACAUAUAGCAUGCUGGAGCAAAUGGUAAUGCGUCGUAACAUAGUCAUAUCUAUAUUAGAAAAUAUGGAAGGAAUAGAUCAAGAGAUGUUUGAAAUCACUAAUGAACAAUGGAAAAUUAUGGAAGAUCUAGUGGGUGUUCUUGAACCAUUCAAAGUUACUAUUAUGACAUUAAGUGAAGAAAAAAUGCCUCUGAUAUCAUUAUUAAAGCCAUUAUUAUGGCAACUUGUAUCUUCGCAUCUGAAAGUUAAAGAGUCUGACAGUGAUAUUGCUAAAACAUUUAAAGAAUCCUUGUCAGAUAUGUUAUGUGAACGAUACGCGGAUUACAAUGUCACAUUGCUCUUACAAAUCGCAACUACUUUAGAUCCUAGAUUUAAAUCAUUACCGUACGUUACCGAAGAGGAUAAAAGUGUAGUUAGUUCUCCCAUAAAAGAAAUGCUGACGAAAUUGAUUCAGGAAGAAUCCGGGGAUAAUAUCUCCAUAAAGACUGAAGAUGAAACAGUACAAAGUAAAAAAACUAGAGUAUCAGGUAUGGAACUUUUACUUGGGGGUCUGUGCGCUACCAAGACUGGAAUGCCUGCAGAGGAAAAAGCGGAUCUCGAGGUUGUUCAAUAUCAAUCGGAAUCCAUUGCUCCGCUCGAUCAUUGUCCCUUACAAUGGUGGUCUAAAGUGUCCGCGAAAUGUCCCAACUUGGCAAAACUGGCAAGUAGAUAUCAUUGUGUGCCCGCCUGUUGCGCACCACCUACACGUAUUCCGGCAGAUAUACAGAUACAAUACGAUACAAAGCGAGCGGCUUUACCACCUCACCUGAUCGAUAAACUGCUUUUUUUGCAUGGUAAUCAUACCAUGCAAGUGUGAAAAGGAUUUCUAAACUGAGGGGAUAAAAAUAUCUGAGAAAUACCUCACUGGUAAAGAUAAGAUAUUUUCGUAAUAUACAUGUCGAAUGCAACAUAAUGUAAGUCUAAAGUAAUAUGCACGCUGAUAAAUUCGUGUACAAGUGUACAAUAUAUACAUUAUAUAUUAUAAGUAUCUAAAAUACAUCAACCAAGAACUUUGUUUUCGCUCGUAUUGAAUAUACGACAUUCCUUCGAUUUGAUAUAAAAAUGAUCGAUUAUUAUCAAGAUAGAUUUCUAAACGCACAAUGCCAGAUACAGUAGUAUAAUGUGAUUUCUUUAAUUCCGCAAAAGUUAGAGUGAAGAAAAUAAAAAAAUAAAAUAUAGAAAAGAGUGAAAGAUUGUACAAAUUAUUUUGAUAUAUAAAAAUUCUAGGAUAGAAUACUCUGAAAACAAAAUAUUAAUGAUAUUAUAUCCCAGCUCAUGUAAUUCGCAUAAUGAAAUGCAGAAUUCGCAGAAUUGCGCGAGCUGUGAUAUAAUAUCCUUUAUAUUUUCUUUUCAGAAUAUUCUUUUCUAGAAUUUUUAUAUAUCAAAAUAAUUCGCUUUUCACUCUCUUCUAUAUUUUACCAUCCUUAUUAUUGGGUUUUAUUUUCUUCACUAUUAUGCGGAGUUAUAACUGUAUUUUAAUAAAGAUAUAACUGUUCUGUUUUAUUGAAACUAAUCUAUUCUAGUAUUUCGCGACUGUAUAUCAUGAAAUUGAGAAGUAAAUGCUAAAAUAAUCAUGCAGACUUUGUAACUAAUUUUAAAAAUUGUUAAAAAUUAUAUAUGGUAGGUUCAAGAGAUAUAUAUCCAAUUAUCACAUUUAUAUCGUUAAUGGAUCAUUUGAUGAAUUUUUUGUUAAUAUACGAAUCCAAUAGAACGCUUGAUUAUAUAGUUUUAUCUUUAUAAGAUUUUAAAUCUCAAUCCCAUAACACACAUUGAAUACUGAAUUAAUUUUGCAUGUCUUGCCGCCUAUGUUGAAAACUUUUGCUAUUAAAAGUAUGUAAUAUGAUUGAAUUAUUUGUAUCAUUAUGCAUAGAGCAUUUUAGCUGCUAGAAUUCGAAUUCUCUUUUAUGUCAAGUAUUAAUUGAAUAUAAACGGGUAUUUGUUUAUUUUAAUAUAAUUAGGCAAUCGAAUAUUGAGAAACUAUAUUGAAUACUAUUUAAUUAAAUAGACCAAAUCUUUUUUCAGCUAAUCUUUAGCUAUUUUUAGCUUUAUCUAUUUUGUUCAUUCCGCAUCUGAAAAUAUUAAAUAAGAGAGGCCCAAUAUCAUUAAAAAUUAAA
Formica exsecta is the source of this 3795-nucleotide messenger RNA. RefSeq names its product zinc finger BED domain-containing protein 1 (gene Dref). Bases 303 to 2498 code for a protein of 731 amino acids. Gene Ontology annotation, molecular function: protein dimerization activity; DNA binding. The record is from RefSeq and is a predicted model, not a curated record. The transcript has 4 exons. NCBI's taxonomy places the organism in Eukaryota, Metazoa, Arthropoda, Insecta, Hymenoptera, Formicidae.